AUGACGGCAGAUGAAAAAGCCCUGGCGAUUAGCCAGAAGACCACGAUCAUGUCACAGGCUUGCAGCGAUUCGAAUGAGACUGCAGGUGUUCAUGCAGGUAACUCAGAAAUCCCCCGUGGCGAUGAUAUCAGUGCCCCAGACAUGAAGAAGCUACCCACAGAAGAACAUCAGGGCAAACAAAAUGAUAUCGAAGAAGCCGACAUAAGCCACACUCCUCGGAAACAAUAUCGGCGUUGCAUGUCCAGGUACUCCAGGCAUGUGGCAUAUGCUGGAAUUCUGAUACUUUUCACAGGGUGGUGGGUUGCGGGGCUUAUCCUUCACCGUGAUGACCUAGGAUGGGUGAUCCCCUUUCUCGUCUAUCUGGCUAUCACACUUCGUAUACUCUUUCUCUAUCUUCCCAUCUCUGUGCUCACUAGACCGGUAUUCUGGAUCUGGAAACAGACCGUCUCACGUAUUGUGAGCCAUGUGCCUCCAAGGUUUCGUAUACCAGGAGCAGCGAUAAUGACAAUUGCCGUGAUUAUGAUCGGUUGUUUCGUCUCUGCGGAUACACCAGAAAACACGCGAGCCGACAGAGCAGUUAGCCUAUUCGGGCUGAUCGUUUUCUUGUUCAUCCUAUGGAUUUUCUCUCGGGACCGCAAGAAUAUCGUCUGGCAUACCGUCAUCGUCGGCAUGUUGGUUCAAUUCCUUGUGGCUUUAUUCGUCCUGCGGACACGGGCGGGAUACGACAUCUUUAACUUCAUAUCGACCCUGGCCCAGAAACUACUGGGGUUCGCAGAGCAAGGUGUCGACUUCCUCAUCGAGACAGGCUGGGCUGAGAAACACAAAGGAUGGUUCAUCGUCAGUGUUAUCCCCGCAAUUAUGUUCUUUGUAUCUCUUGUGCAGCUCCUAUAUCAUGCCGGCAUCUUACAAUGGUUCGUUCGCAAAUUUGCGACAUUCUUUUUCUGGUCGAUGCGUGUGUCCGGGGCAGAAGCGGUUGUUGCAGCGGCCUCCCCGUUCAUCGGGCAGGGGGAAUCAGCCAUGCUUAUAAGGCCAUUUGUACCGCACCUGACCAUGGCGGAAAUUCAUCAAAUUAUGACCUCUGGAUUUGCCACCAUCGCCGGCUCUGGUCUCAUCGCAUACAUUGGCAUGGGCGUCAAUCCUCAAGCCCUUGUAUCUUCCUGCGUCAUGAGCAUCCCCGCCUCCUUGGCAGCAUCCAAGAUACGCUGGCCCGAAAAAGAAGAAACCCUCACAGCAGGCCAUGUCACCGUCCCGGAAGACGAAGAGCAUCAAGCCGCAAACGCCCUUCACGCGUUUGCCAAUGGCGCCUGGAUGGGUAUCAAAAUCGCAGGCAUGAUCACCGCCAACCUACUUUGUAUCAUUUCUCUGGUCGGUCUAGCCAACGGUCUUCUCACCUGGUGGGGAUGCUACCUGAAUAUCAACGAUCCUCCUUUGACGAUCCAACUCAUUAUGGGGUAUAUCUGCUACCCUGUUUCCUUCCUUUUGGGUGUUUCCCGGGACGACGACCUCCUGAAAGUAGCACAACUAAUCGGUAUGAAGCUUGUCAUGAACGAAUUCAUAGCAUACUCAGCCCUCCAAACCGACCCGCAAUACCAAUCUCUAUCUCCGCGAUCAAGACUAAUAGCCACGUACGCGCUCUGCGGAUUCGCGAACAUCGGCUCCCUAGGAAACCAGAUCGGAGUUCUGGCACAGCUGGCUCCCGAACGGGCAGGAGAUGUAUCUCGCGUGGCGGUUAGUGCAAUGAUAACAGGAGCGAUCAGCACACUUAUGAGCGCGGCGAUUGCAGGAAUGAUUGCUAUUUAG
Molecule: messenger RNA, 1800 nt
Organism: Aspergillus costaricaensis CBS 115574
Lineage: Eukaryota; Fungi; Ascomycota; Eurotiomycetes; Eurotiales; Aspergillaceae
Product: NupC/NupG family nucleoside CNT transporter
Exons: 3
Coding region: 1-1800 (599 amino acids)
Biological process (GO): nucleoside transmembrane transport
Cellular component (GO): membrane
Molecular function (GO): nucleoside transmembrane transporter activity; symporter activity
Source: RefSeq, a predicted model, not a curated record